Molecule: messenger RNA, 826 nt
Organism: Raphanus sativus (radish)
Lineage: Eukaryota; Viridiplantae; Streptophyta; Magnoliopsida; Brassicales; Brassicaceae
Exons: 3
Coding region: 169-564 (131 amino acids)
Source: RefSeq, a predicted model, not a curated record
CUUUGACUCUUUGGUAAGUGUGAGAACUGAAAAGUACAUUUACAAUAGAACGAACCCUCUUCUCUUUCACUGUCUGCAUCUUGCACAACUAGCUAGUACAGCUUCCUCGUCUUCCUAAGAUUCUUGUCUGCAUAAUUUGCUUCCAUCUUCUCUCAGUCUCACCUCAAGAUGCCAAUCAACAAAGAUCCAUCAACACCUCCGCCUGUCAUCGGAAAGAUCGGGCCUUACACUGUCUUCAUGACUCCUCCGGCGACUCCAAAACCACCUGACUCUCCUGCCGCCGUGUCUCAGAAGGCUAUCGUUCAACCGCCGGUUCUUCCUCCGCCGCAGCAGUUUAAAUCAUUGGCUUCCUCGGAACAAGACGGCUCGGUUUUGGGUUUCCUCAAAAACGCCGCCACAAAGGUUCAAAAUGCACAUUCAAGCGUGGAUGAUCAUUUGGUGAGAUGGUUUGGGUUAAACCAAUCUAAGUACCAGUGGGCUUUGGACGAGUAUUACCAAGGCAAAGAUUCAGAAGUGAAGUGCGUGAAAGCAGAGGAUAUGCCAGGGAAAGUACAAAGCGUAUAAUAAGCGCAACCAUAUUUAUAUGUAUCGAAACUGUUUUUUCUGAGAGAGCUAAAAAGGAAAAGCUUGAGUCUUGAUGAAAGUUAUCUUCGAUCAUUGAAUUUAUUUUAACCUUGGAGAUAUCUUUUGGUAUAUUUGAGAAACUAUUGUAGUUCUUCAUUUGGUUUGUUGUAAGUUUAUAAUAUAUAUAUGAGGGUGAUGAUGUCUCGAUUAAAAACAAUGUAUCAAGUAACUAUUACUAAAUUGGAACCAAAAGUUUAUCGUA